AUGUAUGGUGUAUUUACAUACUAUACACCCUUAAACUAGAUGAUAAAUCUAGCCUAAACCUUUGAUAUGGCAUAAUAAUAAGUCCAUCUAUUUUCAGCCUUCUUUGAAUAGUAUACAUUAAUUGCAUACUAAACCAUAGAUGCUGAUGUAGAUAAAAUUUAUCAUGUGAUAAAAAUAUUGUCGACAUUUACUGGUACAAUGACAGUAUACGAAUUUGAAUAAGAUUAUUUAUAAUAUGAAGGAUUAGAAGUAGGAACAAUAUUUACUUAUUCUGAAGAACUAUUAUAACUUAAACUAAAGGUUUACACUUUAGAUAAAAUGAAUACAGUUUAGAUUGACAAUAUUUUUUUAUAAAAAUCUAACGUCAAAUUUAUAUUUGGUGGAAGAAAAAAUGAAUUAGAUUUAAUGGGAUUUCAAGGAAUAAUGUUUUUGGUUCUCAAUGAGACUUAUUUAACAGGAAUAGAUUAUCUAUAUUCAAGAAAGUGUUAUGAAUCACGGAAAGAUUUAUCAAUACAAUAUUAGGAUUAUGUAUCUACUAACUUGAAUACCUUUAACAUUCCUGUUGUGAUAUAUAAGGAAUAUUAAAUAUAAUUUUGGAAUAAAUUAGAAACUUAAAUAAAUCCUGACAACUUGAUUUAAGUGUUAGUUAUUGAUACAUAAAAUGAAAUUGACCAAUAAUUCUCUUUGGGAAGGAAUACUAUGUAGAUAUAUUAUCACUUUUAAAGUGAUUCAGAUCUCUUGAUCUAUUGUAAAUAUUAUUCCUAUAAAAUUCCAUAUAACUAUUAUAAUGUCGACUACAUAUAAUCAUUAAUUUAAUAAGCAGAAAUAACUCACGUUGAUCCAACUUUUAUCUAUAGUUGGCAUUUUAUUAGAAUAUAAUAUUAGAAGGAAAUGCUUAGCUUAGAAAUUUAUUUUCCAGUUUUAAAUAAGAACGUAAUUAUUGAAAUACAAGAAGUCAGAUAAUUUUCAUAAACUAUGGGUUAAAUAACUAUAAAUGCAAAAUCAGAUUCAAACUUAGAAAUCAAAGGUUAAAUUGCAUCCUUAAUUUUCAAUUCUUGUUUGUAAGAUUUUAACAUUUUCAAACCUUGUCAUUUCUCAUGCUUUACAUGCAAUGGUCCAUUUUACAAUAAUUGCCUUUCGUGUGAUGAAAAUUCAAAUCGAGUAUACGAUGAAAAUGAAUUAACUUGUCUUUGUAAGCCUUGGACUUAGGAAUAAAACUUAACUUAAUGUUAUGAUUUGCUCUAGGAUCCUUAGGUUUAGGUUAUAUAUAAGUAAACUUCAGAAAUCUAAGGUUACGAUAGAAUAGAUCCAUAAGUCAUUUGUGCUUUCGGAUACUUUUUGUAUGACGGAGAAUGCAUUAGAUGUCCAUCUUAGUCGUAAAGUGGCUAUAUUAUAUGUAUUGAAUGCUUAUUGAAUUGGAAAACUUGGAUAUAUAAUAGUACAUGCAUUCAAUAUGAGAUUAUUAAUAAGGAAUGGGCAGAUAUUCAAAUAUAAGCAAAUUUAGAUAUACUUGAUUUAAUCCAAAAUAAUUUAUAUACUUAUGGUGAUGGAGAAUUACAAGUAUGUUAUUACUGUUCUGCCUUUUGUGAUCCUCAAAUAAAUCUUGAAAAUUGUCAUAAACUUAACGUAAAUCACUUAGGGUCAUAAGCCUAUGUGUAUUGUCUAUAUGGGUAUGAUGAAGUAAAUCAAAUUUGUUAACCAAGAAAAGUGAUUGAAAUCUAAUAGCAAAACAAUUGUGGCUCUAAAUGUUUACUCUGUGAUGAAAAUAUCAAAUUGUGUGUUUAAUGUGUAAAUAAGAAAGAUAUCUUAUUAUUAAAUAGAUAAAGUUGUUAAGAAUGUACAAUCCCUAAUUGCAAGUACUGCUUCUAAUAUCUGAAUGCAGAUGAAAUAAUAAUAUCCUCUUUAGUUAGCCAAGCUUUCUAUAGCAAUUAAAUUUCAUCUCCUUUAGAAAUCCUUAAUGAAGAUUUCUUAAUAGGAUGCGCUUUAUGUGAGGAAAACUUCAUCUUUAAUUUUUAAUCAAUGAAAUGCGAAUUAAAACAAAGUACUUAAGAUUAGUGUUCAGAUUACUUUUUAAAUGAUAAAGGUAAUAGAAUUUGUUUAACAACAUUAACUAAAGAUUUCACUUAAGGGUAUGAGUUAGCUGAUUGCACAGAUUAUAUUAAAUCAUGUAUCAAAUGCGUUUAAUCAAUUAGAAAAAAACUUUUUUGUACUUAGUGCUAAAAGGGAUAUUAUAUUAACAAUUUUGGUUAAUGUAACUAAUGUAAUGAGUAAUUUACUGAAUGCGUUCCUGAUUAUAUAAUUUCUAAUGACAACUAUAUAACUAAAAUUUAGCCAUUUAUUUAAGCCAUAUCUAAAAGGUUGGAAUUGGCCUUUAAUUACUUUUAAUAUUCAGAAAUAUAUGGUAUUUGCGAAGGUAGUAUUGGGUUUACUAAAUAUUGUUCUAUUGAAAUCAAGAUCCCUUAUUGUAAGCAGUAUUAUAUAGGUUAGUGCUCAGAGUGCUAAUCAUAUGAAAACUCAAAUACAAUCGUUCUAUAUAAUGGCAACUGUUACAAAUGUCCUUAUUAAUGCUCAUAUUGUUACCCUCAAUAAUCAUCUUCAAAUGACUUGUUUUGUAUCAAGACUAAUUUGGAAUAGGUUUCUAUUGAUUAAUCUACUGGUAGGCCAACACCAAAAUUAUAAAACUAUUUGAAAUAAGAUCAGCAACUUAUUUACAAUUUCAUUAACUAUUUAACCCUUGCAACAAUCUAAAGCGACCUUAUUUUCUCAAAAGUGACUAUAAAUUUUGAUGUUUAUGUGGAAUAUUUUGAUAGUUUUCUUAUUGAGAUACCAAUUAAAAAUAGAAUUUAUAGUCAAUCAUAUAUUAGUUAAAUGAUAAUUAAUUCAAAAUUAAAAGUAGAAAUGGUUUGUCCUUACAAAUUAGAUAUUUACUACUUUGAUGAAAUAAUAAUCUAAGAUUUUUAGAUAUCAAUCAAUCAACAAUUUUGUGAGAAUAUUAUCUUAGUUAAUUCAAUUAAUGGAUGUUAACUAAUAAUUAAAAAUAUCACAAUGACCUAAUAGUUAUAAGAGAAUAUAGUUAAAUAGUUAUUCAUCUGGAAAGAAAUUGAUUAUCUUGAAUUUAACACUAUAACAUUGGAUUCCAUUUAAAUAUCACAAUUCCCAUUAUUUUACAUUAAAUAGAAUAAAACACAAAAAGGCAUAAGUGUAAAGUUUGAAAAUGUAGUAUUUAAAAAUUGUUACUUCUAUAACACAAGCAUAAUAUAAGUAGACCUUGUAAAUCCAAUUAUCGACACUAAUUAUAUUUAGUUUAAUAAUCUAACCAUUAUAAACUGUACAUUGAAAUUCUCUGAUAUGAUUUAAAUUGUAGGAGAAUAGAAUAAAUUAAUAUUCUAAUACAUUGAAUUAUCUAAAAUCUCAAUAUUAGGCUGCAACUUUGAGAACUUUUAAUUGAUUAAAAAUUAUCUAGCUAACGAUUAGAUUAUUACAGAUAUAACAAUUUUAGAUACAAAUUUCAUCAAAACAAAUAUAUUUCUGGUACACAGUCCUGCUCAUUUCGAAAACAUCGAAAUAUCCUAAACAUAAUUUAUAAACUCUAGUUUAAUCUCAACUUAAGCUAAUACCAAAUUGAAUUCCUAUUCCUUAAUUUUUUACAUUUCACAACUAUAACUGAACUAAAUAACAUCCGAUAGUAGUAUAAUUACAAUUGAGCAUGAUUACUAUUUUAAUGUGCAAUUAUCAAAUAUAAGAAUUGCUAAACUGAAUUAGAUUAGUGAUUUGAAUUAGAAUAAUUUUCUAUUUAUUAUUUAAGGAAAGUUUGUAUUAUUUUAAGAUUAUGUUUGCUCAUUAAUUGCAUAAUCCAGUUUUCAGAUAAAUAUAAUCAACUCAAAGUACAUCAAAGUUAGGAAUGUUAUUAUUUUUGGGUAGGAAUCUAUUUCUAGGAUUAGUCAUGAAAAAGAGCUGGACAUUGACCUUGAACCAUCUUUGUAGAAUUUAAUAUACAUCCACAAUUCAACUGCUAUUUCAUUACAUAAUUUUGAUAUCAGUAAUUUGAAAAUAUAGAAUACUAAUUUGAUUAAAAUUUAGGAUGAUUCAAAUUUUAUGGAAAUAUAAAUAACUGAUUUUACUAUCUAAAAUAUCAUAUUGGUUUAAGAAUUAGGAAUCUAUGAAACAUCUUUAUUUAAAGUUUAAUUGAACAAGGCUUCAAAAAUACUGUUUAAUAAUUUUCAUUUUUUAUAUAUUUUUGGAAACAGCUAUGAAAAAAUUAUCAAAACUUCUGAAUAAUUAUCCCUCAUCUCUUUUCUAUCAUUUUAGAGUGAAAUUUAACUCUCAAAUUUUCUAUUCUAAAAUAAUAUCAUCACUAACACAUCUACUGCCCUAAUUUAUUUAGAGUCAAAAAUGAUUUUAAUUUUCAAUUUUACAAGUUAGUUUACUAACAUACAUGCUGAUUGGUUAUACUAGUACAUAAAUAUGAUUUAUUCAAGUUCUUCAAUAAAAGUUUUAGAGUAAUUGUUUCCUAUUGAAUCAGAAGGUAGCAUUUUUAAUAUUUAAUCUCAAUACCUCACUCUUAAUAACAUUUCCUCAUAGUCUUCGAAAGCUAUUUAAGGAGGCUUUUGUAAGAUAGAAUUGGUUUUAGAUAGUGAAUUUAAUAUAACAAAUGCAUCUAUAUCAGAUAGUAUGGCUAUAGGAGGAAAGGAGAGUAGGGGGGGAUCAUUUUAUGUUACGGCAAAGGAUUCAAAUUUAAUUCUGAACUUUAUAGAUAUUUAAGUCAACACAUCAUACAGUCUUUAUGAUGGUGGAUUUUUGUAUUUAAUCCCUUCGAACACUUACAAUCGAAUAGAACUUAGGAAUGUUAUUGCCCUUAAUGUUAUAUCACUGUUCAAGGGUUUCUUUGGUAUUGAAUUUUCUUUAUAAACUCAAUUUAACUUUGUGUAUUUAAGUAACAUAUUAGUUAAUGUGACUUUUGAUGGAUUUUACGAUAAUACAAAUGAAUUCCAAGAAUUAAGUGAGAAUGAAAUCUCCUAUAUUAAUAACGAUAAUGGAUAUUUUUAUUUGGAUUACUGCAACCUAACGAUUAGUAAUAUCUACAUGUAUUUUGAUAUUAUUAAUCAACCAGCCUUCUCUCUAAGAAAAAUGGAAAAUUUGAAACUCUUCAAAUUAUAUAUAGAAGUAGGAGAACUAUUGACAAGCUCAUUGAUUUUAUAUGAAUCUUACCAAAAUAACAUAUUGAAACUUUUAAAUAUUGCUCAUUUAAGAUUAAGAUAGAGCAAAUUUAGAGUACCUUCAAUUUAUAAAAACCCAUGCUUCUAGGAAUUUAAAGAGGAGAUGCUUUUCAUAGAUAUACAAUAGUCUAAUUCAUUUUAAAUGAAGCAAAAGAACUGCCUAAUAACAUAAAUACUUCUUUCAAGCUUAACUCCAGAUCAAUUAAUAUCAAUUAAAUUCUUAGAUGAAUAUUAGAAAUUCUAAAUUCAAGAUGCAAUGAUAAGUUAAUUUAAAGAGAUGUCAUUUAACUUGGGUCUAUUCAAUAUUCAUUAUGAGAAGUAUUUCAAAUCUAGAUUGGAAUAAUUCCUUUUUCUAAAUAACAGUUGUAUUUCAAAUAAUAAACUCAAUAUCAGUUCAAAAUAAUUGGGAGGAGAAUAAUUGGUUCUUUUAAAAAAACAUUUCUAUUAUAACAAUUCAAAUUCUUAGAAUGGAUAGAUAUCAAUAUCAAAUCUCAACUAUCAAAUACAGUAAUCCUUAUUCAUUCAUAAUACUGCACUACAAAAGGGUGGAGCCAUUUACAUUUAGAACUCUCCAUUUUAUAUCGUAAGCUCAGUGGUAUCUGAAAAUCGGGCAUAUCAAGGAGGCGGAAUAUUUAAUGACAAAAUUUUAAAAUAGGAUCUUACCCACUCUUUAGAGACAACUUUAUUCUUUAAUAACAAAGCCACUUACAAGACAAACACUUAUGGACAAGAAUACUUUUAGUUGAAAAUGGAUACCAAUCAAAAAAUUAACUAAUUAUUUAACAAAUCAUAUUCAAACAAUUAGAUUGCUAGAAGUGGAAAUGCGUUGCUUCACCUGCCUAGUGGCUAAUCAUUAUAAUCUUAUAGAGAAUUCGACAUAUAGACUCUAACAUUUAGUAAUAAUUCAAUAAAUCUAAAAUUCAAAGUUCAAAAUUACUUUUAAGAAGAUUAGACAUUAACAGAUUUAAACGUUGUAUGUGAUGUUCAAUAAGAUUUGUUAGAUGAAAACUUCAAACUUAUCAAAAGUAAUUUUUCCUUAACUGAGAUAAAAUUUAAUAGUGAAUAAAACUACCUUAAUCUUGAAGAGAUUGUUUUUAUUUUAAAUCCUUAUAAGAAUAAUUACUUGUAUGUAGGGAUUAAUUGUGAUGCAAUUGAAAAUGUAGGUUAUAAAUAUACCUUUUAUGUUAAAACAAUUAAAUGUUAAAUGGGCGAAUAUUUCUCAGAAGAUUAAUGUCUAGCUUGCAAUUCAUCAAAAGGUUAUUACAGUGUUGAUCCUCUAAUUGGCUAUUGUGAAAAAUCCAAUCCUUAUUAUAUAAGAAAUCACACUGAAAAUCUGCUAGACUUAUACCAAGGUAUAUGGAGAUAUACUUUACAUUCUUCAACAUUAGAGCAAUGUUUCAAUUAACCAAAAAAUUGUCUUGGAGGGUGGAAAUUUGGAGAUGAGACUUGCUUAGAAGGCACGCUAGGAGCACUUUGCUAAGAAUGUGAUGUAUACAAUAUCAGAGGAUUUGGAAAGUACUCAAAAACAAGAGAUUAUACUUGCUUGCUUUGUGGCAAUUAGGGUGUAGUAUUAUUAGAAUUCUUCUUUGUCUUUAUUUGGGUGUUGAUUUAGAUUGCUUUAACUGUCAAAAGUACCUAAUUAUAGAAUUAAAAAUUCUUAUAUUGCAAAGCUUAAACUAAAAUGUAUGAUAUAAUUGUGCGAUUAUCUUAAGGUAUUAAUGUUUUAAUUUUAGAUCAAUCCGGUACUGUAAUUAAAUUGAUUAGUAAUUACUUUUAGAUUGUGUUAGUAGUAUAUACAUUCUAAUUGAAUUUUAUUUCUAAUAUUGAAGAUGUGUUUAAAUUCGUUGGAAACUCAACGUACUCUACUACCAAUAAUUUUGAUUGCUAUCUUUCAAAUCUGAAUAUCGAAUACAUUUAUGUCAAUCUCUCCUUUAUUGUUAUUAUCCAAUUAAUUCAAUAUAUAAUGUUUGUUUCACUUUCAUUUAUACUAGAAAAAUUGCAACUGAAUACCUUCACUCUGGAAACACUAUAUUCAUCCUUUUUCUAUUUAUAUUUAUCAGGCUUUUUAAAUUUAAUCAAAGCACUAUCCUCUUUAUUAACUCCAAAGAUGUAUGGGGAUCAGUAAUGGAUCAGUGCAAAUGUAUCGUAUUAAUAUUGGACACCUGUUCAUUAGAAGGCAGUUUACAUUCUUAUAUUACCUUUAUUGAUAUUCGCUGGGUUCAUACUUCCUUUAAUUUUAUUUGUAACUCUCAAUCAAAAUAAGAAGAAUUUUAAUAAUUAUUCCAUUAAAUAAAAGUUUGGUUAUCUAUUUAAUGAAUAUUCAAGAAAAUUUUAUUUUUGGGAGUUAAUAAGAGUAAGCCAAAGGCUAUUACUUACUUUGAUUAUUGUAUUGUUAUAAGAUUUUAUUAUAACCAAAGGGAUCUUAUUAAUUGGUUUACUUUUUACUUACUACCUUAUGUUUAACAUUAGUAAACCAUUUAAUGUGGGAAAGUUAAAUAAAUUUGAGAAGGAAUGUCUAAUUCUAUGCAUAAUCUCAUUACUAUUAUGUCUAGUGUAAUUUUCGAUUUAUGAUAACUAAACAGUAUUAAAUUAUAUCCUCCAAGUUCUAAUAUUAAUAUCAUUAUUGUAUUUAUUCUAUCAAUGUGCAAUGAAAUUUAUCUCUGUGCACAUAUCAAAAUAUGAAGCGUUUUUCGAUAUGAUAAGGAUGAUAAUCAAGAAACAUAUAAAAAUUGAAUACAUGUUAAAAUCUAAAUAUUUAGAGUUGAGUACUGAAAGAAGGGAUAGAAUAAGGCAAUUGUUUAUGAAGUUAAAAGCUUCAACAAAUAAAAAGCAAACACAACCUCCUUUGUUUACACAUCUAGUUUCAGAGCAAAGAAUUACUUAUGCUUCAGUAGACAAUGAGGGAAGUCAAAAAACAAGAUUAAUUUGA
Molecule: messenger RNA, 8145 nt
Organism: Paramecium tetraurelia
Lineage: Eukaryota; Ciliophora; Oligohymenophorea; Peniculida; Parameciidae
Exons: 5
Source: RefSeq, a predicted model, not a curated record